Molecule: messenger RNA, 1530 nt
Organism: Malassezia pachydermatis
Lineage: Eukaryota; Fungi; Basidiomycota; Malasseziomycetes; Malasseziales; Malasseziaceae
Product: alpha-mannosyltransferase subunit
Exons: 2
Coding region: 1-1530 (509 amino acids)
Biological process (GO): protein N-linked glycosylation
Cellular component (GO): endoplasmic reticulum membrane
Molecular function (GO): alpha-1,6-mannosyltransferase activity
Source: RefSeq, a predicted model, not a curated record
AUGCGCAUUCGUGCAGCGCAGAUCCUUGGUGUAGCUUUGGGCGUGACGCUAUGUGGGCAGGUCCUCCUAUGCCCGUAUACUAAGGUCGAAGAGAGCUUUACUAUACAGGCCGUCCAUGACAUCUUGACGUACGGCGUGACACGCGAUGUCAUUCCUAUGUACGAUCAUAUCACGUUCUCAGGCGCUGUACCACGUUCAUUUUUAGGGCCUCUUUUGCUUGCAGGGGCAGCGGCGCCUUUUGUAUGGGUGGCCCAACAGCUAGGCGCUUCGUCUGCCCAAAUUCAAACGCUUGUCCGCCUUAUCUUGGCCGUUGGGGCAUGGAUAUCGCUUUGGUUCUUCGCUCGAUGCCUGUUUCCACGAAGCAGUUUGCACCGUGCUGCGAUGUACGCUGUAACUCUAUCUCCAUUUCACCUGCCGUUCUGGGCUAGCCGUACAACGCCAAACGGUGUUGCUUUUCCCUUAGUGACAGCCUCGCUCGGCGCUGUGAUUCACGCACGCUCAGGUAGGUGGCUGGGCCUAGCAACGUUGGCGUGUGUGACUAUGGUACUGCGUCUAGAGCUGCUUGGCAUGACGAUCCCAUGCUUCCUUUGGACAUGGCUGUACCAACGCCAGUCUUUCCAGCGCCUAUUUGUACUGGGCUUCGUAAGUUGUGGGGCGGCUAUAGGUGCCAGCAUCGUUAUCGACUCGUACUUCUGGCAAACCUCCUGGCUCUGGCCUGAGCUGCAUGCGAUCCUGUUCAAUGUCGUGGAAGGCAAAAGUGCGGAAUGGGGCACAUCACCUUGGCAUGCAUAUGUGACCCGUGAACUUCCUCGGCUUCUAGCCUUCUCGUUGCCAUUGGUGCUAGUGGGCAAUUUCACGCCAUCAACACUCCGAGGGCCGGUGUAUGCCCUGGCCCUCCCGCCUAUAACCCUUCUGAGUCUACUUCCCCACAAAGAAUGGCGCUUUAUCCUUUAUACGGUGCCAUUAUGGAACGCCCUAGGAGCCGUCGGCAUGCUACGACUAGGCCGAUCCUGGUGGGGCAAGCUCCUGUGUCUCGCGCUACUGCUUGGCAACGUAUGUUGGACGGGCCUUGGCACGUGGAUGAGUAUGGGGAAUUAUCCUGGCGGUGUGGCUCUAGCGGCCUUGCAUGCCCAUAAGGGUGAUCAGGCUGUGCACGUCCACAUUGACACGCUGGCUGCUAUGACAGGUGUGAGUUUGUUCCAAAGUACACAUGUGGCCCGUCCCCGUUCCUCGCUGGUGCCGCACUUGCCCCCACCAUGGGUGUACAACAAGACAGAGGCAUAUGACGGGCCAUGGUGUGCCUUUACACACCGCGUGAGUGAAUACCCUUGCAACGCCACAGAGACACGCACACUAGUGCCACCUAUCCAGGCGCUGACCGGUCGUCAAGUUGUUCGUCCAGCCGUGUAUGCAGGCCGCCUGUACGCUAUGCUACGAGGUACGCAGCCACGCUCUCUUCGUGCUUUCCUCCCGAUCGAAGUUCAUCAGCAACCUGCUCUAUGGGUAUGUGAAACGCUCGCGCCGUGCUAG